Ascoidea rubescens DSM 1968 is the source of this 920-nucleotide messenger RNA. It is a transcript of the gene IMG1, whose product is annotated as mitochondrial 54S ribosomal protein bL19m. The record is from RefSeq and is a predicted model, not a curated record. Gene Ontology annotation, molecular function: structural constituent of ribosome. Gene Ontology annotation, biological process: translation. The coding region runs from base 165 to 731 and encodes 188 amino acids. Lineage: Eukaryota; Fungi; Ascomycota; Saccharomycetes; Ascoideales; Ascoideaceae. Gene Ontology annotation, cellular component: ribosome; mitochondrial large ribosomal subunit. The transcript has a single exon.
GUUAUUAAAAUUGUUUCCAAUCUCCUUUGUGUUAUAAUUUCCCCAAUUAAAGUGUAUUAAAUAGUCACAUGACUUUUUUGAAAACGAUAUUUUUUUCAUUCGACAUGAUUAAUCAGUCUCAGAAUAUAAAGAUUAAGAAAACAAUAGAAAAAUAAACCAUCAAGAUGUUGCUAUCCAAAAUUGGUGUUUCAUCUUUGAAACCUAAUAAUCUAGCUUCUUUUAAAUUUGUGAAUUCAUACAUUCAAAAGGCUGGUUAUCAAAUUUUAAGAAAUAAAAGAAAGAUAAUUCCUGUUUAUAAACCGCUCCCACACCAAGUCAAAUAUAAUACAAGUGUUUUAUUAGAAGAUUGGAAAAAUACCAAAUAUGAUACGUACGAUCCAACGGGAUGGAGAAGAAAGUUAUUAAUGAAAAGUUCUAGUGAAUUAUUAAGAAGUGGUGAUAUAGUUAAAGUCACAUUUAAAAAUUCAUCUUCAAAUCCACCAUUUUUCGGCUAUAUUUUAUCAGUUACUAAAAGAGGUUUGGAUUCAAGUUUAUUAUUGAGAAAUAAAAUCACUAAACUAGGUGUUGAAUUGAGAGUUAAAGUAUUCUCUCCACUAGUUGAAAGAAUUGAUGUGGUUAGUAAACCAGAGAAACGUAAUAAGAGAUCUAGACAUUAUUAUAUUAGAGGUACCAGACUAGAUGUUCCUGAUUUGGAAGCCCAUAUGAAAUCUUUAAGAGCCAAGCAUCGCUAAAUAUAAACACAAUUACAUAUUCAUUAUUUUGUAAAUAAAUAUUGCUUUACUUUUAAUUCAACAAAUACUAUUUUAUAGUUAUAUAAACAUAACCUCUAACAUCCAAAUAAUUGGAUUUUGUUAGUUGAGGAAACUAAAUGUAUGGAAUACAGUAUUAUGCAUGUAAAAGCAGAUAUCCAAACUCCUGGC